Emys orbicularis (European pond turtle) is the source of this 2799-nucleotide messenger RNA. RefSeq names its product SMCR8-C9orf72 complex subunit (gene SMCR8). The record is from RefSeq and is a predicted model, not a curated record. Gene Ontology annotation, cellular component: guanyl-nucleotide exchange factor complex. The transcript has 2 exons. Bases 1 to 2799 code for a protein of 932 amino acids. Gene Ontology annotation, molecular function: GTPase activator activity. NCBI's taxonomy places the organism in Eukaryota, Metazoa, Chordata, Testudines, Emydidae.
AUGAUCAGCGCCCCUGAUGUGGUGGCUUUUACCAAAGAGGAAGAGUUUGAAGAGGAGGCAUACAAUGAACCAUCCCUGCCCGAGGAGUACUCUGUGCCACUGUUCCCCUUUGCUAACCACGGUGCCAACCCCUGGUCCAAGUUUUCAGGCUCCAAGUUCACCAAGGACUUCAUUCUCAUCUCCGAGUUCUCAGAGCAAGUGGGCCCACAGCCUUUGUUGACCAUCCCGGAUGAUGCCAAAGUCUCUGGCACUUUUGAUCUGAACUAUUUUUCCCUCCGGAUCAUGUCUGUGGAUUAUCAAGCCUCCUUUGUGGGGCACCCUCCUGGAUGCUCCUACCCAAAGCUAAACUUUGUGGAGGAUUCCAAAGUGGUGUUGGGAGAUUCCAAGGAAGGAGCUUUUGCUUAUGUGCACCAUCUAACUCUUUAUGACCUUGAAGCUAGAGGCUUUGUGAGGCCUUUCUGCAUGGCGUACAUUUCCACUGACGAGCACAAAAUCAUGCAACAGUUUCAGGAGCUCUCUACAGAGUUCUCCAAAGCAUCAGAGUGCUUAAAGACUGGUAACAGGAAAGCUUUUGCCAAUGAACUUGAAAAGAAACUGAAAGACCUUGAUUACACCAGGACAGUGCUGCACAAUGAAACAGAGAUACAGAAGAAAGCAAAUGACAAAGGAUUUUACACAACCCAGGCCAUUGAGAAAGCUAAUGAACUGGCUAGUGUUGAAAAGUCCAUUAUUGAGCAUCAAGACCUGUUAAAGCAAAUCAGGUCAUAUCCUUAUAGAAAACUGAAGGAUUCUGAUUUCCAUCCAUAUGAGCCAGAGUGUGCACUGGAUCAAGCUAACCCAAGCUUUGAUCAAGAUUCUACUACCUCUAACCCUGAUGAGCCCAGUGAAACGCAUCUUUAUGCACGGAUGCCAUCUUACACCCCUAAACUCAUCAAAGCAAAAUCUGCCAAAUGUUUUGACAAGAAGCUGAAAACCUUGGAGGAACUCUGUGAUGUUUAUUUUUUCACCCAAACUCUUGAUCAGUUAAAUCAAAUAGAGAAAACAUUUAGAGGCGAUGUGUGCUACCUUUUGACCAAUCAGAUCUGUAAAGCACUUUUAAAGCAGCAAAGUAUAACUAACUUCCUUUUUGAAGAGAAGUCUGUUUUAGAUGAAAAACCAGCUGAAAAACAGUACAGUGGUUGUCAGGGAUCUAAUCAAGACACUGUCAACACCAAGUGUUUGGAAGAAUCUCCAAUUCCUAAAGUGUUAAUCAGCUUGGAAUCUUACAAAUCUAGUGUGGAGUCUGUACCUAUCAAGAUGGAGCAGGAGAUUGAAGAUUCCCAAGAACCAGAAGUGACUGAACCUAUUGCUUUUGACCGGGAGAAUUUGGAAUACCUUGAUGCAGACAUUAAAGGGAGUAUUAGUAGCGGUGAAAGCAUUGAGGUUUUGGGAACAGAAAAGUCUACUGCUGUUCUGACAAAAUCUGAGAGCCAGGCAAGUUUGCCUAUCCACCCAAGUCCACAGGUGGUCAGGAGCAAGGCAGUUAGCAGAAGGACCAUCAGUGAGGACAGCAUUGAAGUCCUCAGCUUGUGUCCUUCAGAAUCUUUGAUCCCUGAAGAUUUUAAAGCAAGCUACCCAAGUGCCAUUAAUGAAGAAUCUUAUGCAGAUGAUGAAGGUCGAGGUAUUCACGUCAGCCCGCGUUUAAAUCCAUCUAACGUUGAAGAGAUGGAAGGCAAUUCUGAACAGGAGAAAUUAUUGCCAGUUGAUUCUGCCUGUUGUAUUGGGAAAGAGUCUCCAAACUUUUUAGAGCCUUUACCUGACCUAACACACAAACAUUGUGAUGAUGAUGGUGUGGUCAGUAUUCCACCACAGCCAUAUAGACGGGUGGAUCAGGGAUUUCAUGUGAACUUCACAGACUGUUCUUCACAUGAUGAUGUCUCAGGAGGACUGCUUUCAUAUGAACUUGAUCCGCAUUACUUAAGCAGUAGAGAGGCCAGUAGAAUUAGUCUGGAUGAAUACUCAGACUCCACAAGCUAUGUGAGCAGUGCAGCAUCCACAUGUUCUGAGACUCCUUCUCCGGCUCAUCCUCUCAGUCACUUUAAUGAAAGGCACAAAAAAAAGGCUGGCCAGAAUGCCUUGAAGUUCAUUAGGCAAUAUCCCUUUGCUCAUCCUGCAAUAUAUUCUCUGCUCAGUGGAAGGACGCUAAUAGUGCUGGGGGAAGAUGAAGCAAUGGUAAAGAAACUUGUGACUGCUCUCUCCAUCUUUGUUCCUAAUUGUGGGGUGUAUGCCAAGCCUGUGAAACACUGGGUCACUUCCCCUUUGAAUAUCAUGGAUUUUCAGAAGUGGAAGCUGAUUGGACUGCAGAGAGUGGUUUCCCCUGCUGGUGUUAAUAUGCUGCACUCCUUGGGUCGAUACAGCCGGUACAUCAGCAUUCUGGAUGCAGACAGUAAGACUCUACGCUGCCCCCUUUAUAAAGGAACCCUGGUGCCCAGGCUUGCUGAUCACCGCACUCAGAUCAAACGAGGAAGCACCUACUAUAUGCAUGUCCAAAAUAUUCUAACUCAGCUGUGUUCUAAGGCCUUCCUGUACGCCUUCUGCCAUCACUUGCACCUUCCCAUCAACGAAACCGAAACAGAGGAAUCCAUUGUGUCUCGCAGGAUGAACUUUCUGAAACUUCAUCUGGGACUUGUGAAUGAAGAUGUCAAAGUGGUACAGUACCUAGCAGAGCUAUUGAAAUUGCAGUACAUUCAGGAACCUGUCAGUGGUAUUAACCCUAUGCUCAGAUUUGACUACGUUCCCAGUUUUUUGUACAAAAUUUAG